AUGAUAUAUGGUCACUUGCCAGAAGAUCCUCAAUGGCAAUUGCUCGAACAUCCAUUAACAAUGAAACAAUAUUUCAUGCUACCUCAUAUACACGAAACAUUUUUUGAACUCAAUUUAAAUAUUGUAUCACCCGUCUAUACGCACAAAAUUACUCUUGAGCCAGGACAAUCAUAUGGGGAAGUACUUAUUGCAACAUCGACUGAUGGUGUUGAACUAUCUGGAUCGUUACGUGAUAAAUCGGAUACGAAAAUUGAAGGUGGUGAUUUCGUGUACUUUGAUCAUGAUCAAAAUUUGUGGCGAUGUCGUUUUGCUCCACAAAAAGUCGGUAAUCACCCAAUUUUAAUAUUUGGUGGUAAGAAAAGUAAGGCAAACAAAUCGACUUUGAGUUGUGCUGUCGAAUUCAACUUUGAUAUUGAUCACCUUUCUACAGCAACCAUUUCAUAUCCUAUCACAUCGUCACAUUUUUUCAGUUAUCAUCUUCAAAUUGUCAAGCCAAUCAAUACUUGUUAUAUUGAUUGGUCAUCAGACAAGAACUUUCCCUACUGUAAAAUUCUAGUUCGUUCUCCUAAUGAUGUUCAUCUUUCCGCAACGGUGGCAGAUAGUAUCACUGGUAUGAAUAUAGAAAAUGGAACAUUGGUCAAUUUUAAUAGCCAAGAAUCACUCUGGCAAUACCUUUUUGCUCCAGCUGCUAGUGAUGCGUCAUAUAAAUUAACAUUAUUUGCGCGAUAUGUCAACGAAAAUCAAUCCCAUUGUUUUGCGCAAUUCUAUUUGCAACGAAUUGAUAAAUCCAUGCUUCAAAAUUACAGUCUUCUUCCGUUUACCUACGGAUCUUUUCACGAGGCAAAAUGUCAUUUGUAUGAACCACUCGAUGGAAUACUAAAACGUGGAUCAAAAAUACGAUUUCACUGUCGAAUUCCUGAUGCUCAUGAGAUGAAUAUUACAGUCGAUGGGCAAUGA
Rotaria sp. Silwood1 is the source of this 957-nucleotide messenger RNA. The record is from the annotation of a GenBank genome assembly. NCBI's taxonomy places the organism in Eukaryota, Metazoa, Rotifera, Eurotatoria, Philodinida, Philodinidae.